AGAUGGGCGCGGCCUCAUCAUUCUCACCAGCCGUCACGAAUCGUCGCGUGGUUACGCACGGCCUGGACGAGGAAACUUUCUAGCUGUCCCAUCCAUGGAGCAUGAUGGUGGUCAAGUUCUCUUGCAGAACAAGCUGAUCGAUACCACCGAGCAAGAACGAUCCGAACUCCUCCAGCGACUGGGUGGUCUUGCACUCGCUAUUGAUCAAGCCGCGGCCUAUAUCUCUUUCCACAAGUUAUCAAUCUCAGAUUUCAUGGCAGAAUACGAGAGUCGCAAAGCCCAAAUUCUGCAGCAUUAUGAAGAGGAUACAUGGGAAUACCACACGCACUUGAACAACUCAGAGAAGCAAACAGCCCUCACUGCUUACACCACAUGGGAAAUGAGUUUCCAACAGAUUGAACCUGACAAUCAAGAUCGGAAAGAGUGGAUAACUCGAUUUCUGAGCAUAUCUGCGUUCCUUCAGCCACUACGGAUCGGAGAGCAUGUGUUCCGCAAAUUCUACACAAACGAGCCGGAAUCAUCCGUCUGGUUCAACGCGUUUACGGGAAUUGAAUCGGAAGACAGCGCGAGCGAUGUCCAUGAGACUCGGCCAAAGUGGAAUGGUUCUCGAUUUCACAAAGUCAUCCGAAAUCUGGAGGAGCUCUCACUUGUUAGUAACACUGGCAACUACUCUGGAGACACAGGUACCUGGUUUAGCAUUCAUCCAGUCAUACGAGACUGGCUCCAAAUCCGAAUGAAGUCAAAUUUGCGGCAAGAAACCCUUGAGGGGUCUCUCUGUUUUGUCGGAACAGUCACGGCACUCGAGGCCACCAUGGUCGCAGGCGUCGAGGUGACCCAAGAGCUUUUGAAUCAUGUCGAUAUACUGGUUGGUUCCAUGAAAGCUCUACCGAAGGACGGCUUUUUGGACUAUGUAUUGGUAGGAAACAGUGCCAUCGAUUUUGGGCAUUAUUAUUGUGGAAAUGGACACUACAAGAAGGCAAUCGAGCUGCUAGAACACGCUCUCGACGUCGUCAGAGCCAGUUCCGCAGCAGACAACUUGGCUCUCAGGCUGGAGUACACACUUGCUUUUGUGUACAAUAGAGACCGGCAUAGUUCGAAGGCCAUCGAGCUUCUGGAACAUGUUGUACGGGUCGAAGAUCUCGAGGAGACCCAUCCUGACCGACUUGCAUCGCAGCAAGAGCUAGCUAUAGCAUAUCGAGAGAACGAACAAGUCGAAGAUGCUAUCAAGCUACUAGAACACGUCGUUGCGAUUCNAAGAUAGACAGGCCGAAAGAGGCAUUAAGCUACUAGAGCACGUCGUACAAGCCUGGCAAGGCGUUGAUGAAGACCAUCGUCUUAGUCUUGUAGCGCAGUGCGAGCUUGCGAAAGUAUACAUCGAAGAUGAGCAAGCAGAUCGAGGCAUUGAGCUACUAGAGCACGUCAUCCAAGUCUACGAGAGGACCAAAACUGCAGAUAACGAUCCCUGGUAUCGUUUGUCUCGGCACGAACUCGCUGAAGCAUGUCAAGAGAGAGAUCGGAACACACUUCAGUAACUGUCUGGACUAUUAGCGUGGAUCAAGGCACAGCCGCCAUGUCAACACAUACUUCCGGGCGGAAAUGGUUGAAUUUGAGGAAAUGGUUGAGUUUGACUAUUUGAUCAUGGCGACAAGAUCA
Messenger RNA from Aureobasidium pullulans EXF-150, 1653 nucleotides. RefSeq lists its product as uncharacterized. Lineage: Eukaryota; Fungi; Ascomycota; Dothideomycetes; Dothideales; Saccotheciaceae. Gene Ontology annotation, molecular function: protein binding. The record is from RefSeq and is a predicted model, not a curated record. The coding region runs from base 95 to 1261 and encodes 388 amino acids. The transcript has a single exon.